ACGUUGCGCGAGGCUGGGUUGAGGAGCUAGAGAUGGGCGGGGCGGAGCAGGCUGUCUGUCACUCUCCGAGAUGGGUGGGUGGAGCCGGCCUCAAAGCGGAAAGGUUUGAAAGUACACAAUCCAGCCUGCAACAUAAGCUACAAAUGCGAUGGAAGAUAGCAAGAGUGAAGAGAUUGUAGAUAUUAUUCGACUUAAUGUUGGUGGUUGUCUGUAUACUGCUAGGCGUGAAUCUUUAUGCCGUUUUAAGGAAUCAAUGUUAGCAUCUAUGUUCAGUGGAAGGUUUCCUCUAAAAACGGAUGACUCAGGAGCAUGCCUUAUUGAUCGAGAUGGCAACCUCUUUAAAUAUCUCUUAGAUUAUCUUCAUGGAGAAGUUCGACUUCCAGAUGAUGAGCAAACACGAAUUGCAUUGCACAAAGAAGCUGAUUACUUCGGCAUUCCUUACCCUUACAAUCUUGCUGACCAUUUGGCCAAUGAAAUGGAGACAUAUUCUUUAAGAUCAAAUAUAGAACUCAAAAAGGCACUUACAGGUUUUUGUGAAUCUUAUGGCUUAAUAUGCGCUAAGCCUACAGUUUGGGUCUUACACUAUCUCAACACUUCUGGGGCAAGUUGUGAGAGUAGAAUAAUUGGUGUGUAUGCCAUGAAAGCAGAUGGAACAGCUGCAAUUGAAAAGGAGCUGGGAGGAAGAAUUCAUAGUAAAAAUAUUUACAAGAGAGAGGCUGGAAAUAACGUCCAAUACAUCUGGAGCUAUUAUUCAGUGACUGAAUUGAAAAAGAUGAUGGAUGCAUUUGAGGCUUGGGAAGGGAGAGGUGUCAGUUACUGGCGAGUACCACAAGAACUGAUAGAAUGCUGGACUCUUGAGGAACGCCCUUUGAAAGGAAGUCUGCAAAACAUGUCUCCAAUUCAUAGGCGGCGAUUAAUAGAUCUUUCUGAAGAGGAAGAAACUCACCUGACCAGUAGAACAGGUCGAAAGCUUAUUCAGUUUUGUGGUCCAUCAACAAGUACACACAUCAAAAUUAAGAAUUCUUCUUCUUUAAAGACAGGAGUAUGUGCUACAUCUUCUCUUUCCCAGAAGACUCUUAAGCGAUCUAGUGGAGACUAUUCAUUACUGUGCAAAGAAGUACUAAAAACUGCCGAGUCCACACCAUUGACUAAAAAUUCUUACAAAUCUGUUAAGAGCACUGAAAAUGGGGCAGUCUGCCAUAUGACCCUGAAGGCCCCAUUGUCAAAGAAGCCUGUAACCAGUCGUGCAGUAAAACUCAAGCGGACUCCACUCUGUAAUUACCUAUUAACUCAACACUCUUCCCAGGCCUUAAGUAAAGUAGCCUCCACUCCUGUCUCCCAAAAACUAAGCCAUGAGGAAUUUGAACUUAAUGUUAAAAAUCAUUUACAAGAUGACCAGCUGAAUGAUGAUGCAUGAAUUUUACCUAUAUUGCCGGAGUUAUUGUUCAUGAUCUGCUCAAAGCCAAAAUUUCUGACCUUCUAGAGGACAAAUAAAUGUGAAGUAAUAGAGAAGAAAGGGGGAAAGCAUUUACAAUUUUUUCAUAAGAUGUAUGAAAUGUUAAUGCUUUUUUGUCAUUGUGUAGUACAAUACGUACAUGGAUGUUUGUUUUAAAAACUGCUUUGUAUUGGUUGCUCUUUACAUUAUAUAGAUCAAAUGUGGGCUGUUAAAGCCAUUUUAGAAUAGAGUUUAUGCCAGGCUGUGUUCCUUUUUUUAAAGUCCAAUUUUUCCAGUCCAUAUAAAUUUUGUAUAAUGUAUUCUGCAUUUUUUAUUUUUAUGUAAUUUAUUUUAGACAGCAACAAGGACCUACAGAGGUCAGUGAAGACUCUGCUCCUUUCUGGGAGGAAUGGCGGGAUAUAAAAUUAACAAAUAAAAUUAAUUAAAAAAACACUGGAAUUUGUAAUCGGCAAUUCUGGUUUUUCAGCAGGCAUUGCCCAUGCUUUUUUAAGCUUAAUUUUGUAACUAUUAGGGUUUGAGAGUUGCUUUUCUUUUUAAAAGGAAGCUGUAUUCUGCAGGUAAUACUACAUUCUAAAACUUUUCUGCUCUCCUGUGAGGUCACAGCACACACAGCUAUGCAAAUACAUGUAAGGGAUGCUAAAGUACUAACGCAGAAAGGACUUCAAGGUAUGUUUUCACAGUAUUCUGCAAUGGCAUAAUUCCACAGCUCAGCCCUUCUAAUAACUCAGUGUUUGAUGUAGUAACGUAACUUGUAUUUGCUUCCUGACAUUCCUUAGUGUCUGUUAUUAUUAGUGUCUUAGUAAGCAGUUCUCCUUUGUGGCCUCCUUGAAUCCCCCAUCCCUUAGUCUUUGCUGAUGCCCAGUUCCAUCUGAUUUUCUCAUGGUAGCAUUUAUCAUCCUGUACUCUAAAUGCUCUUAACUUUAUGCCUGUCUUAACGUAUGAUGAGCAGAAUGCUAGUGAUCCCUUUCCAGGAUCAAAUACAGUGAUAUUGUA
This is a messenger RNA of Rhineura floridana, 2449 nucleotides long. It is a transcript of the gene KCTD18, whose product is annotated as potassium channel tetramerization domain containing 18. Gene Ontology annotation, biological process: protein homooligomerization. The record is from RefSeq and is a predicted model, not a curated record. Gene Ontology annotation, molecular function: protein binding. Lineage: Eukaryota; Metazoa; Chordata; Lepidosauria; Squamata; Rhineuridae. The transcript has 7 exons. Bases 149 to 1417 code for a protein of 422 amino acids.